Messenger RNA from Coregonus clupeaformis (lake whitefish), 1072 nucleotides. It is a transcript of the gene c20h8orf82, whose product is annotated as chromosome 20 C8orf82 homolog. The transcript is spliced from 4 exons. The coding region runs from base 217 to 942 and encodes 241 amino acids. Lineage: Eukaryota; Metazoa; Chordata; Actinopteri; Salmoniformes; Salmonidae. The record is from RefSeq and is a predicted model, not a curated record.
CUGCGCUUCCGGUAGUAAGCUACCAAAGCUUCAUAACAAUUAUCAUUUGCAUUAUCACGUUAUCAUUUGGAUAGAGACAGGUCAGUUAAUUAUUUCCACUGACAUUUGAAGUCUGUCCAUCGGUUUUACGUGCCAUGUUUUUGACGCUGCACGGAGGACACUGAUCAUAUAACGCAGUUGAACACAAGUCCAAUCGUUCUACCGGGUCGCUUCAGUAUGUUGUGCCGAGCUGUGGUUGUCAGCAGUGGGCAGAGGGUGUUGCGGUACCUCCGUGUAGUGCGGUUUGUGACCCAGUGUGGUACACGUACUAACGUCACCUACAUACAAGGCCAGAGCCCCGAACCGCGCAUUCGGGAAUACUUCUACUACAUUGACCACCAAGGACAGCUCUUCCUUGAUGACACUAAAAUGAAAAACUUUGUCACGUGCUUCAAAGAUAAGCACUUCCUGGUGUUCUUCUUCACCCGUCUCCGUAGGAACGAGAGUGGGCGGUACCAGGACCACUUCCCCUUCCUGUCCCUGUGUGGCCGCGAGAGGAACUUCCUGCGCUGUGACGACCGUCCGCUGGUGUUCACCCACCUGAUGCCCGCCACUGGGGGGACGGAGACCGCUGGGGGUACGGUGACAGAGGUGGGGACAGGAGGAGCCCCAGAGCUGCUGUCGUUCUGUUGGGGUGGUGACAAGCUGGCCGUCCAGUUCCGUCCAGAGUCUCUCUACAUGCAUCCUGGGACUGGGCGUGUCUACCACCCCUGCUCCGAGCGCCUGGGGGGCGUCGGCCUGGUGCGCUCCACCCUCGCCAUCGAGCUCAGCCCUUUCUUCCUGUACCCACCUGAACAACGCCAAUCAGAACAGCCCACACACUUCCUGUGGGCGGGACAACAGCACACACUAACCAAUGAACUGGCAGGAUGUUUCCCCCCGGAGGAGGGAGGGAUGGGCUGAUUGGAAUAACACUGGUGUAUUCAGAGGGCAGAAUAUGAAUGCCCUAAUGUUGCCAAUUGAAAGGCAAUGUAUAGAGUGGACAUGAUGGUAGUGUCCCAAAUGGCACCCUAUUCCCUAUAUAGUGUACUAC